CGGACAACAGUCGAACUCGCAGCACGAAGCAUUGUGACCACACAGGCGACAUCCUGAACGUCCAAUUCGACCAUCGAGCAGACCCAAAGCGGACGAGAUAUGUCCCAAGACCACUUCCGAUGUACACCACAAAAAGGGACGAAAGAAAAAAAAAAAUUUAUUCCUCACCUUUCAGACUCACAACCGAAUCAUGUACACCGAAAACGAUCACUGGUGGUCUUCGAAUCUGGGUAUUGUCCGAAAGAAAAGAAACCACCCUGUUCUGUCGCUCUUCUAGCCGGCAGAAGCUGAAUCAGGGGAAUCUGAACCGUCGAGGUCACGAAUCGGGGAAAGACGGCGGCGGUAAAGACUUCAGGGGGGGAGGUUCGGCGUUUGAGCUAACAAACGUCGAAGGGCGAGGUCGAGGCGAGAUGCUCGACUCGAGCACUGGUUCAGUAGGGCAGAGAAAGAGGUCGACUAUUCAAUCGACCGAAAUCUCGACUUUUGCCUGUAGGACCAGUCUCAGAACUCUCCGAAAAAGGGAAUUGGCGGGGAGGUGGUGGAAGAGGAAAGGGAGAAGAGAGGAGAGAAAAGUUGAGGAGUUGACACUCUCCAAGCGGGUUUGGAAGAAGAAAAAGGGAAGAGAGAAACGAAGAAUUAAAGAGGCUCGACAGAGAAAGAGGAUCGCUGCAGCUUACAGUCACUAGUAGUUUGUAUGUAUGUACUUGUAUGUAUGUACCGUAAGUACCGUAAGUAACAGGUUGGAGGUGUGUAUGAUACAGCGAGUUGAUCGACCGGAUCCGCCAGU
Messenger RNA from Aspergillus glaucus CBS 516.65, 787 nucleotides. RefSeq lists its product as uncharacterized. NCBI's taxonomy places the organism in Eukaryota, Fungi, Ascomycota, Eurotiomycetes, Eurotiales, Aspergillaceae. Bases 120 to 686 code for a protein of 188 amino acids. The transcript is spliced from 2 exons. The record is from RefSeq and is a predicted model, not a curated record.